AUGGCGCCGAACGUGCCAAAACUCAAGGAUCUCCAGAAAGAGAUCAAUGCGACCAAAGCACUCCUGAGUGAGGAAGAGGAUGAGGAAAAACAGGGUGAACUUGAAGUAUCAUUGAAAGAAUUACUCUCGAGCUACAAGCAGAUCAAAAGGGAUUUGACGGCCAUCGAAGCGGAUAUCAUGGAUAUUGACACAAACCUCAAGAAAAUUGCCCAAGGCGAGCCAAUCCACGAUGACUUGGCAAACCAGCAGCGCUCAAAUGAGAGCCACCCACUCCCUGACAUCGUGGUGAAUUCCGACGAAUUGUUUGUUGGCCAGACCGAGCGACCUAGUGCGACCCAGGGCGCAAGCCAACAGGAUCACGAAAGACCCAAAGAUUAUAAAGAUUAUCCCUUUACUGACCUGACUUUGGACGACGACGAUGGACCAAGUGAGCGACUCUUUGAAAACGGCACAGUCACUUUGAAGAAGAACUCUCGGGGUGGAUUUGACUAUCUUAACUUAUAUGGACCCUUGAACUGUGCGAUGACCAUUUGGAGCUCGAAUGCGGCUUCUAAUGAAGUGGAAAAAUGCACGUACCUCAAAGGUCAUCCUCAUAAAGAAGCUAUGCUCGAAGAUGAGACCGGAAAGGCCAUGUAG
Messenger RNA from Penicillium nucicola, 636 nucleotides. RefSeq lists its product as uncharacterized. The record is from RefSeq and is a predicted model, not a curated record. Bases 1 to 636 code for a protein of 211 amino acids. The transcript has 3 exons. Lineage: Eukaryota; Fungi; Ascomycota; Eurotiomycetes; Eurotiales; Aspergillaceae.